UAAUAAAUAAAUAAAUAAAUCUCCAGAGAAAUCAUUGGUUCAUCGCAUUGGCUGCCUGUCCUCAUCUCCUCUCCACUUCAUUCUCAUCAUCCCCGUCGUUUCUGUUUCCACCAGCAAUGUCCGGGAACUCCCGCUGCAACAUCUACAUAGGGAAUUUGGAUGAGAGAGUGAGCGAGAGAGUUCUGUAUGAUAUUUUAAUACAAGCAGGGAGAGUGGUGGAUUUGUAUAUUCCACGAGACAAAGAAACUGAUAAGCCAAAAGGUUAUGCAUUUGCUGAAUACGAAUCGCAGGAGAUUGCUGACUAUGCUAUCAAACUUUUUAAUGGACUUGUCACUCUCUAUAAUCGGACUCUUAGAUUUGCUUUUUCUGGGCAAGACAAGAAUUCUCAAAAUUCGUCUGCAACAGUCACUCCAUCUUCUCGUAAAUCUAGGACUGACCCUAUACCUCUACGAGUUAGCAAUAUGGAAAUUUCUCCUCAGUCGACAAGGAUAUCAGCACCCUUUAGGAUAUCAACUAACCCUGCUAGCAUUUUUUCUCCUGAAGAGCCGCCUCCACCUGGUGUAACUGUAACACACCAGAGUAAUGAGGAUGGAACACAUAUCAGUGGUGGCAAUUAUGAGUGCAGUCGAAGGGUUUUUGGCUCAACAUUGGAUAGUAUUAACCACUCUAGAUCUCGCCGCUAUGACUCAAGUAUGACGAGUGGUACAGUUGCAUUGAGUACAUGCAAUUGGAAGACUGGAAAAUAUUGUCAGAGACUUGAAGAAUUUCUGGUGGCUGCAAGCUGCUCCUGCAUUGCUAGCUUAAUCCAUGGCUGUGCUUUUCAGGUGCUUCCCGCACCAGUACAGAAUGAAGUGUAGCAGCUGCAGCGUGUGAGCAUUAGGCCAGUGUGCUGCUUCUAUCCUGAUGAUGUUUUGUUGGCAUGUAUGUAUGGCAAAAACUUUAUGGUUAAUCUCUACAGUUAAAGAGUCUUGAGGCCUUAGAUGAUGAAGCGGUUGGUUUUUCUCUUAACUGGUUUUGACAUCAGUUACUGUAUGAGAAUGGUAUUAAAAGUUAUGGUAGUUUUGGGGAGAAGAAAGGUGAUGGGAAUCUCAAGUUUGAGAAUGCCGAGUCAAUCAACCGCCAUAUGAGAUGCAUUUUCAUCACCUCGAUGAAGCUAGCAACAAUUCAUCUUGUUGCCUUACGGACAGGUUUGGAGCAAGAUUGAUUAUAGUAGCUCGUAUCCUUGUAAGAUUACUCCAUUAUUUGGGAAUUCUAGGUAAUGACAAAAAUAAUACGAGUAUAAAGGACGAAUUUAAUUGGUAAAUCUGUUGGUUACACUUGUGAGAAAGAUCACAGGCCUAGCAAAAUUAAAAAUCAAACAGUUAAACAAAAGGAGUUCACAUACGGAAGUGAAGGUUCUCGAAUUAUGGAGAGAGUUUUUCAUUGAGAAAAAGAACCAAAACUCUACCUGUUACAUAUUUUUACGAGUUUUAACACGCCCCUGGGACAAUCACUGAAGACCCUCUUAGUUGUUUACAAAUUCUCACACCAUCCUCCUGGUUUGAUGUUUGGUCCAACGGCUCUAUUUGUACGCAUGUACCAACCAACAUGCCCCCUUAAAGCUAAAGCAUCUUUGAUUUAGUACUUUUAAGUUUAUUCUUCUACAGGCUUCUCCAAUAGUUGUAUGCUAUUACCCACUUUGAAUGCUUUAAUUUGCUGUUAAUACUUGGCGAUCUAUUUCUCC
Mangifera indica (mango) is the source of this 1723-nucleotide messenger RNA. Its product is annotated as splicing factor 3B subunit 4. The coding region runs from base 117 to 857 and encodes 246 amino acids. Gene Ontology annotation, molecular function: RNA binding. The transcript is spliced from 6 exons. The record is from RefSeq and is a predicted model, not a curated record. NCBI's taxonomy places the organism in Eukaryota, Viridiplantae, Streptophyta, Magnoliopsida, Sapindales, Anacardiaceae.